CGAACCCGGGGAGCGGCGUGGCGGCUGGAGCCGCUGGCUGCCCGGCCCCUCAACCGAGGGAGCGCCUCGCCAGGUCAGGAGCGCGCUAGACCGGCCCCCGCAGCGCACCUGCGCCCGCUCUGAAUUCAACCUAGUCCCGCCGACGGCUAAGCUCAGAGUCCACGGAACUUCCCAGCCCGGCGUCAGCGACGAGGAGCGACCUGUAAAACAAUACGCAGGGCUGUGCUUGCUUGCUUGCUUUUAGCAGAUGCCUACUACUUGUGCUAGGCAGCAGCGGGCAAAGAUGAGUCUAUGGAAACGGUUGCCAGGGCCGGCGACCAGCGGCUUCCGGAAGUCCUUUGGCGCUUUGGUAACAAUGGGGCGGCUUGACCAAUACGGAGCUCCUUCCGGUUUUGUUCGCGCUCGCGGAGUUCUUCUUUACCAAGUUUGCCUUUGACCCCGGAAGUGAGGUUUUCAGCGUUCCUCCCUCCAAGAUGGCUACAGCUGAAGACCAGUUAUUGCUGCCGCGGCUCCCCGAACUGUUCGAAACCAGCAAGCAGCUUCUAGACGAAGUGGAAGUAGCGACUGAACCCACCGGUUCCCGAAUGAUCCAGGAGAAGGUGUUCAAGGGACUCGACCUCCUUAAGAAGGCUGCCGAAAUGUUAUCGCAGCUCGACUUGUUCAGCCGAAAUGAAGAUUUGGAAGAGAUUGCCUCCACCGACCUCAAGUACCUGAUGGUGCCAGCAUUUCAAGGAGUGCUGACCAUGAAACAAGUCAACCCCAGCAAGCGUCUAGAUCAUUUGCAGUGGGCUCGAGAACAUUUUUUAAACUACUUAACUCAGUGCCAGUGCUAUCAGGUGGCAGAGUUUGAGCUGCCCAACGCCAAGAACAACUCAACUGAUAACACUGCUAGUUCCUCCAUGGCCUAUCCUAACCUCGUUGCUAUGGCGUCUCAAAGACAGGCUAAAAUAGAGAGAUACAGGCAGAAGAAGGAGCUGGAGCAUAGGUUGUCUGCACUGAAAUCAGCUGUGGAAGGUGGCCAAGCAGAUGACGAGUGUGUUCGUGAAUAUUACCUCCUUCACCUUCGAAGAUGGAUUGGUAUCAGCUUAGAAGAGAUUGAGAGCAUCGACCAGGAGAUAAAGAUCCUGAGAGAAAAAGACUCCAUAACAGAGGCAUCAACUUCUCAUUCACCUCGUCAGGACAGACCUCCAAUGAAACCCUUCGUUCUCACUCGGAAUGUGGCCCAAGCCAAAGUAUUCGGAGCUGGUUACCCAAGUCUGGCCUCUAUGACGGUGAAUGACUGGUAUGAUCAGCAUCGGAAAUAUGGAGCAUUACCAGAUCAAGGCAUAGCCAAGACACCAACAGAUGUCCUGGCGUUAAAAACAGACUGAGCAGCUAGGGAGCAAAAGCGAAAGUCCCAUGGAUGGCGGUUCCACCUCUGCUAAUGGCAGAAUAGAUUGUUUCGAGGCCAGUCCCUCCCACAGAUAAAAAUUACAGACUGAAGAAAUUAAGACAACUACCCAAAGGACCUAGAGAACGAGUAAGAGCAGACACAGGCUGGAGGGCAGUCAACACGUAGAAGAAGGGAAUGGUUGAAAUUUCUUGAGGGCAGGGUCUUUGACUUAACUGUAUUCUUGGUGCCCAACUUGGGAAUUAGAUCAUGGUAUAUACUUGGAGGCAUCUUUGGAAGGGAAAGGUGGAGAGGUUGGCCAUUAUAAAGAUGGAAGCAAUAUGGUAUAUUAGAAAAAGCGUGGACAGACCUGGGGUAACCAGUUAUUCCUGCCACUUAAUAGAUAGGACAUCAUCUAGCCCCUCUGAGCCUCUGUUUCCUUAUCUUGUGUAUUAUCUCAUUUGAUCUUCUUAACAACCCUGUGAAGCAAACAUUUCUAUCCCCAUAGUAGGAUGAGGAAAUGGUGUCUGAGAGCUGGCCUACACAAAGUCAGUGUGGCUAGAAAGUGACCAGGCUAGGAUUUGAAUUCAGGUCUUAAAAUUCCCAAUUCCAGGGCUAUUUCCACUAUAGCACAGAGAAGAGAAAAGUGGUCACUUGGAAGGGUUUCUUGUUUCUUACAGCUUCUCACCUGUUGGCAGUCUGCAGUUGUGGUGAUAGGUGGGGGUAGGUGAAAGGUGGAUAGAAACGUACAGUCUUAGGUUAAGAAAUGAGAGAAAUGAGACGAGAUCCCAUAAAGGAGAGAACCACAGAGGAGGAGCCCUGAUUCUCUAUAUACACCUCGCCUAAAUCUCAGGCUGACACCUAAGCUGUGCAUGCCCAGGAUAGUCUCCAAGUGUCCUAGAUAGGGCUAAAAUAACUGAAUGGAGGAUGCAGCUGCUGCCCAAUGCAAAGGAAAGAGAAUUUAGAAUUGUGGUUCUAGACAAACGAACUGCCUGCUAGAAUGAAAAAUUAUAGUCUUUAGAGGAAUGAAACAGAAUUCAGAGUCUCAACAACCUACCAUUCAUGAAGUCUGGGAUUUAAUCCUAAGCCACUAUACAUACGGGGGAAAGAAAAAUAGGAAAAUGUGACUUAUGCUCAAGAGGAAAAGCAGUCAGUGGAGACCAACCCUAGAUGACGCUGAUGUUGAAAUUUCAGACAAGGACUUUAAAGCAGCUUAUUUGCAUGCUCAAGGGCAGAGGGGAAAAUAUGUUUGUAAUGAAUGAAAAGAAAUCUCAGCAGGUGAUGUCUAAUAUAAUUUUAUAUUUACAAACAUACCUGCUUCCCAGAGGCAAGUAUUAUUUUAGUCCAUGUGGACUGUUGACCCCUCUUGAGAUUAUAACAUACACAUUCCUAAAUCAUUGUGGGUAGACUUUCAAGUAUCUUAACUUGUUUCUGGACAUGUAAUGUGUUUAUAACCCUCUUAAUUUUUAGCAACAAUUAGAAAAUAUCUCCUAUUAAAAACACUUCACAGAUUCUCCUUAGUGUCAGCCAUUACUAGCAUUCUGUCACUAGAGAAUCCAGCGAUGUAUGAUGCAAGCUUUCAAGAUAGCCUGAACAUUAAAAAGUUGGCCCACUAAUUGUAUCUGAUGGAUGUAAAUCUGCUUCCUAGUUCAGUUUGAGUCAAGAGCUAAAACUGUGAUGUACCUAACUUUGUCUUAUUGGUGGGUAAUCAUUGAAAAUAAAGAUUUUAUUUUCAUGCUUAAAAAAAGAAACUAGGAAAAAGAAAUAGCAGCAAAGUAGAAACUAUUCACAAAAAAAAAAAAUCCGAAACUGAAAAAUACAGUAUCUUCAGUUUGGAAACCCAUUAGAUGAGCUUAAUAGCAAAUUGACAGUAACGGAAGAAAGUGUCAUUUAACUCGAAGAUAGAUCAGUACCACUGAGUCUGAAAAAAAAAACUGGAAAAAAGUGAACAGAGCUUCUGUGACCUGUGGAAUAAGGUAAGAAGUUCUAUCAUAUGUACAAUUGAAAUACCAGUAGGAAAGGAGAGAGAGAGAGAGAAGGGGCCAGGAAAAAAAAUUGAAGAAAUGAUGGCUGAAAUGUUGCCUAAAUCAGUGAAACACAAAUUUACAGAUUCAGAAAUCUAAUCAAGCCUCAAGCAAGUUAAAUACAAAGAAAACCACACACAGGCACAUUAUAGUCAAACUGCUGAAAACCAAAGAAAAAGAGAAAAUCUUGAAAGCAGCCAGGGAUAAAGGACACAUUACAUUUAGAAGAACAAUGAUAUGAGUUGUUUCUGACUACCCAUUAGAAACAGCGGAAGCCAGAGACAGUGGAACAACAUCUAGUAAGUGUUGGGGGAGGCGGGAAGACCUGUCACCCCAGACUUUUAGACCCAGUGAAAAUAUCCAUCAAAAGGAAGGUGUAAUUAAGACAUUUUCAGAUAAAGCUGAAGGAAUUCUUCACCAGGAAACUGGCAUUAUGAGAAAUUCUGAAGGAAGUUUCUUAGGCUGAAGGGAACGAACUACAUAUGGCUUCUUCAGGCAAAAAUUAUAAUAUCGUCCAGGGGGGAUUCUACUGUAUGUAGAUGUAACAUACCUGACAGCCACAGCAAAAAUGACAGACUGGGUGGAACCAUUUUCUGUGAGAUUCUUUUGUUUUAUGUAAAGUAGUACGGAGUAUCUAUUGCUGUGUAACAAAUUACUCUACAAUGUCACAACUUUAAAUAAUAAACAUUUAUUGUCACAUAUUUUCUGAGGGUGAGGAAUCCAGGAUCAAUUUCACUGGGUGAUUUUGGCUUAGGAUCUCUUAAGGUUGUAAUCAGGCUGUCAGCUGGGGCAGCAGUCUUCUGAGAGCUUGACUGAGCCUGGAGGAUCUGCUUCCAGCUCAUUGGCUAUUGGCAGGAGGCCUCCCCUUGUGGGUCCCUCCAUGGGGUCGCUCACAGCUAGGAGCUUCCUUUCACCCACAGUGAAAGAUCUGAGUGAGAAUGAUCAGGAUAGAAGCCCCAGUGUCUUUUAUAACCUAACAUUGGAAGUGAUGUACCAUAACUUCUGCCAUAUUCAGUUGGUCACAUAGUGUGGGAAGGGACUCCGUAAAAGCAUGACUACCAGGAGGCCGAGAUAGUUGGGGUCCAUCUUUGAGGCUGCCUCCCACAUAGUUCAGUAUUAACUCUAAGUAGACUGGAAAGUUAGGAAGGAAUAUUGUAUUACUUAGAGCAACCACUUAAAAAUAAUGCAUCAAGGGGUGCCUGGGUGGCUCAGUCGAUUUAGCAUCCAACUCUUGAUUUCAGCUCAGGUCAUGAUUUCAGGAUCAUGAGAUCGAGGCCUGUGUAGGGCUCACGCCCUCUGCUUGGGACACUCCCUCUGCCCCUCCCCCUGCUCACACCCCUCCCCCAAAUUAAAAUAAAAUAAAAUAAAUAAAUAAAAUCUUUAAAAAAAA
Molecule: messenger RNA, 4783 nt
Organism: Ailuropoda melanoleuca (giant panda)
Lineage: Eukaryota; Metazoa; Chordata; Mammalia; Carnivora; Ursidae
Gene: IGBP1
Product: immunoglobulin binding protein 1
Exons: 6
Coding region: 474-1370 (298 amino acids)
Biological process (GO): regulation of dephosphorylation; regulation of signal transduction
Cellular component (GO): cytosol
Molecular function (GO): protein phosphatase 2A binding
Source: RefSeq, a predicted model, not a curated record